This is a messenger RNA of Solea senegalensis (Senegalese sole), 2176 nucleotides long. It is a transcript of the gene btbd9, whose product is annotated as BTB (POZ) domain containing 9. The transcript has 11 exons. Lineage: Eukaryota; Metazoa; Chordata; Actinopteri; Pleuronectiformes; Soleidae. The coding region runs from base 190 to 2043 and encodes 617 amino acids. Gene Ontology annotation, biological process: modulation of chemical synaptic transmission; adult locomotory behavior; circadian behavior. The record is from RefSeq and is a predicted model, not a curated record. Gene Ontology annotation, molecular function: protein binding.
UUGACCUACAAAAUGGUUUUCUGUUUAAUGUUGGAAGGAUUUUGAUGUCGGUGCUUGGCUUUUUUGUUUUAUUUUUAACGCACAAAGGUAGAAAUACGCAGGAGUGUGUUUACGAAAACCCAAACUUCAUUGAAACACAGGGGUGAGGAGAGGAGAGCUGCUCGAUGUGACUGUGGCUCUCGUCGAACCAUGAGUAACAGUCACCCCCUGCGUCCUCUGGCCUCCGUCUCAGAGAUCGAUCACAUCCACCUGCUGUCGGAGCAGCUGGGCGCCCUGGUGCUCGGCGAGGAGUACAGCGAUGUCACCUUCAUCGUGGAGGGGAAGCGUUUCCCGGCUCACCGGGUCAUCCUGGCAGCUCGCUGUCACUACUUCAGGGCUCUGCUGUACGGCGGGAUGAAGGAGUCCCAGCCUCAGGCGGAGGUGUGUCUGGAGGAAACGCGGGCGGAGGCCUUCUCUAUGCUGCUGCACUACCUAUACACGGGGCGCGCCAGCCUCAGCUCGGCACGGGAGGAGGUGGUGCUGGAUUUUCUCGGCCUGGCUCACCGCUACGGCCUGCAGCCGCUGGAGGACUCCACCUCGGAGUUCCUGCGCACCGUGCUGCACACCAACAAUGUCUGCCUGGUGUUUGACGUCGCCAGCCUCUACUCUCUGAGUGCCCUCAGUGCGGCCUGCUGCGCCUACAUGGACAGACACGCACCUGAAGUGUUGAAUUCAGACGGCUUCCUCACUCUCUCUAAGACCGCUCUCCUGACUGUGGUCAGCCGUGACUCGUUUGCCGCCAGCGAGAAGGAGAUCUUCCUGGCUCUGUCGCGCUGGUGCCGCCAGCAGGGGGACGGUAGUGGGGACGGCAGCGGUGGGGACACACGCGUGGUAAUGUCGGCCGUGCGGCUGCCUCUCAUGACGUUGACGGAGAUGCUGAACGUGGUGCGGCCAUCCGGCCUCCUGAGCCCCGAUGACCUGCUGGAUGCCAUCAAGACCCGGUCGGAGAGCCGCAAUAUGGACCUGAACUACCGGGGGAUGCUCAUACCAGAGGAGAACAUUGCCACCAUGAAGUACGGCGCUCAGGUGGUGAAGGGGGAGCUGAAGUCGGCGCUGCUGGACGGAGACACACAGAACUACGACCUGGACCACGGCUUCUCCAGGCACCCCAUCGAGGAGGACGGCAGGGCCGGGAUCCAGGUCAAGCUGGGUCAGCCGUUCAUCAUCAACCACGUCCGCCUCCUGCUGUGGGACAGAGACAGCAGGUCGUACUCGUACUACAUCGAGGUGUCGAUGGACGAGCUGGACUGGGUGCGCGUCGUGGAUCAUUCCAAGUACCUGUGCCGCUCCUGGCAGAACCUUUACUUCACGCCACAGGUUUGCAGAUACGUUCGCAUCGUGGGAACACACAACACCGUCAACAAGGUCUUCCACCUGGUGGCGUUUGAAUGCAUGUUCACCAACCGCUCGUUCACCCUGGAGAGUGGCCUUGUGGUGCCCAGCGACAACGUGGCGACCAUCGCGUCCUGCGCCAGCGUCGUCGAGGGCGUGAGCCGCAGCAGAAACGCCUUGCUCAACGGCGACACGCGCAACUACGACUGGGACUCGGGAUACACCUGCCAUCAGCUGGGCUCUGGAGCCAUCGUCAUCCAGCUGGCUCAGCCGUACGCCAUUGGAUCCUUAAGGCUGCUGCUGUGGGACUGUGACGAGCGCUCGUACAGUUACUACAUCGAAACCUCCACCAACCAGCAGCAGUGGACGAGGGUGGUCGACCGCACGAGGGUGGCCUGUCGAUCGUGGCAGACGUUGAAGUUUGAUAAGCAGCCUGCUUCCUUCAUCCGAAUCGUUGGGACACACAACACUGCUAAUGAGGUUUUCCACUGCGUUCACUUCGAGUGUCCGGCUCAGCUCGACACCGAGGUCGCCGAGGGCAGUCCCGGCGUCAACUCGUCCGACUCCGGCGCCGCGCCCCUGCAGCCCCGCCCCCAGCGGCCUUCACGCACACACAGCCUGCUGCCCACCCAGUCCUCCUCCUCCACCUCGCCGCCGUCCUCACAUCAUUAAGACCGCCGCCGCCGCCCCCAGAGUGGAAAGGAGAAGCCUCAGAAAUUCCAUUUUUGCACAGCCGUCAUCAUCCAGACUACACUGCUGAGACGCUGCUAAAGGAAAGGCUCAUCGUCAUUCACCGUGGUCCUUC